CAAAAAACGUUUACCGCCCACAAAUUUAGUAAACUCGAUCUAAAGUCCAUUUCUAUUUCCGUAUACAGCAGAUUAUACAUAUAGAAAAACUAUUAUCAUCCUCCAUUUAACUAAAAUUAAUUAUCAAAGGUAACCUGAGACAGAAAAUAUGACCUUAAAGUGAUAUCCCUCUUAAAGGUGCCUUUGAGUUCAUGUCCCUUUAGACCUCUUUUUGUAAUAUUUUUAAUUGGUUAUUUUGGGUAUCAUAAAUCUUCAAUGUUCAUAUUUUAGUUUUCGGUACUUAUAGAGUACUUAGAGACCUAAAAGUUAAAACUUUGUAUUCUGACCAAACUGAUUAGCGACUCGAUAAAAACGAUUACAAAACAAUCAGUCGCCACUAUACUUAGGACUUGUAGGUACUUUGGUUCACUCUACAGCUGACGGAUGUAUUAAAAAGUAAAAACAAACAGUUCACACUGACGUAUGCUUAACCUUUAUCAAUUAAGUCGGGGCCUUCGGGCUGCGCCGGCGCAUCCCUCGCCGCGAGACUCCGCUGUCACUCUCAGUCGCCAGUCAGACGCCGCGCGAGACGCACGCUCGCCACACGCCAGCCAGCAAUCACAAAUACGCGAGUGUUCUGUUACUUAAUUGAACUCACUUUAUUUACAUAACCAGUGCUGUUUUGUGAAGUGAUAAAAAGAAGUUUUUUAAACAAUCUGGAUUGUGUGAAUGUCGCGUGGCGGUGACCCGGGCUCACCAUGGCCGGCGCCCGGCAGCUGCGCCUGCUGCUCUGGAAGGACUACCUCAUACGGAAGAGAAAACUGAUAACGCUGGUGGGAGUACUAUGGGCGACGGCGGUUAUGUUAAGUUUAUACGUAGUUAGGAUUAAUGUAGACAAUCAAGACUUUCCGACAUGUGGAUUCCCUGCGCGAGCGUUGCCCAGCGCUGGAAUGCUGCCCUUCCUGCAGUCGUUUAUGUGCACAGUCAACAACGAGUGCUCACCGUUAGACCAGUUCGAUGAAAUACCCACUUAUGAAAACUCCAAACUAACUCAGCUGCAGCGCAAGCUAUCCCCCAUAAUGAACGAGACGGUCCUGGACGUGGCCUCCUCGGUGCCGGACGCCAUCAAGCUGCUGGCGACGCUGGCCGACGUCGUCGACGAACCCUCCUUCAUUGAUAUUAGCAAAAAUGGUCUAAAAGUACGAGACCUCUUUGCUUCGCCGAACAAAGUAAAGCGCUACGUGUCAGACAAGUUGGAGCUGAGUGAGGAGGUGGCUGACAGCGUGAUGGAUGCCGAGCUCAGUUUCCAAGGUUUAUUAAAAGGCAACCUGAACAGGUGCAGCGUGGCGUCAUUAAAUGAAACUAUAAUGAUGACAAACAACGAACAUCUGAAUGUUUUUAUGGAGAGACUGUGUUUGAAGUCUAUGGAGGAGCUCCAGAAGAUAUUUGUGGACGUAUUGUUUGAAGUGAACUAUAGUAAAUAUGUGACCAUGCUAGGUGACAUGUACUACAAGCUGACAGGAGACAAGAGGUUGAACACGUUAGGAGACAUGUUGACGGCUGUGCUGCGCAUGAUGAGGCUGCAGCACUUCCUACCACCGGAGCUGGUCUCCAUCUUCCAGGGGGAAACCAUCGACUUCAGUUACAUACAGCUAAAUCUAAUACCAAAGUUAAUGGAUUUAUUUAAACCAACAUUCGGCGACACACAGGCUUACGGAAUUAUACGAGACUUUACAGACGCUAUUGUGGUUGGCCUCCAAUAUUUGGACAAAGUAUUUUCAAAACAACGUUCAAAAGAAAUGACUACGGUUGGAUCAAAUGUUGGUAACAAACAUGCUGCAACUGGUUUGCAAGCUGUGUCCAAUUUAUUUCAUAAUGCGGCUGAUGUGUUUGAAGAGGCUAUGGAGAAGGAUUCAACCAUAGACACAUUUAGUAUACUAUCACAAAUAAUGAACUUCAUAAACAAAUUCCUAUCAGCAAGGACAAAACACGACGUAGUAUUUUACUCGACCCUACUAGCUAAGUUGAUGGAAAGCGCUCAUAGAGUAAUAGACAUCAACAUGAACAUCGAGCAGUUGACCUAUAACGUUACCCUGAGGCACCCCGCCGCUGUGGACGUGUUGAAAGGGAUUCCACCGAACAUUGUCGGCAAGGCUUUCGAGGCUCUGGCUGAUGCUGAACGAACACAGAUCCUGACUUCAAAGAUUAACCUCCCCGGCCAGAUGUUCUGCGACGUGUACAAACUGCAGACUUUCUUCGUGAUAUCCAAACCUGACGCGGAGGCGUUGAAGAAGCAGCUGUGCAGCGACGCCUGGAAGAACUAUGUCUCGGAUCUUAUUAGAUCCUUUGGAGUGUUUGAAGUUAAAAAUAAUAUAAACCACAUGGCAUCACUCCUCAUCCAAGAAACCCUUGGCAAGGACACGAGCGACCAAUUAUACACCAUCGAGCAAGACUUCAAGGUGCUGAAGAACUUCAGCCAGGCGCUGGUGAGGAUUGAGACGGAGACCAGGCCGGCCGUGAACUGGAGCCAGCUGUUCCAUGUCACUGAAGACUCGGAGCUGAUCAAAGUGGUGCGGACGAAGGGGCACUUGGGGAAACAAAUACUAAUAGUAGUCCACGGAGCUAUAGCAAAGGAGAUCGUUCAGCAGAACCCGAUCCUAGACUUCAAGAUCUCCCCAUAUUUAGAAGACGUCAUCAUCCUGGUGUCAGGGAUGAACAGACAGCUGGAUAUAACGCCGAAGGGUCAGGCUGCGGGACUGAAGAAGUUGUACGUAGAUAUAGUGAGGACCAUGCUGAUGACCGCUCUGGAUGAGGAAAAGACAUACAAAGCGCUAUCUACGCCUGGCGUAGACAUGCUGUGCUACGGCGUAGACACCGCUACCGAGUACCUAGAACUGCCUCCAGAAGAUGCCAUCAAACAAGAGCUGGUGGAAGCUCUGUGUAACGCUACGCUCGCCAUCGAGAACGGACUGCAAGCUGACUCUGAGGUCUCCAAAGCUAUAGCGAUCAUAAGGAACUCACCCCACGCGGCCCUGAACCUCAACUGGAACGACCUGAUCACCAACAUAAAGAACUUGUACGUGAAGCUGGACAGGGACUACACGUACCUGUUCCAGUUCUCCAGCUAUAACAUGGACGAAGACACCAAGAGACGAGUGGACUCCCUGUUCAGCGAGGCCAAGGAAUACUGGUUUGGUACGCAGAGUAUGGAGAGGAGUUUACGAUUGAGCGUGAAACUAGCUCUCCGUUUCUUGGAUAUCGUGGACCACGGCCUGUUCGACAUCAGCUCAGAGAUCUGGCUGAAGAUGAAGCACACGAUCGAAACUGUCGCCGGACCCUUCAGCGUGUUCGAUGAGACUGUCAAACUGGUUGCAGCCCUCCUGACGGGCGGGCCGUACUCCGGCGACCUGCCCCCGUCCACGGUGUCGGCCCUCACCGCCGUCAUCCCCAACGUGCCGCAGCUCACUGUCGACGCCGUCGAUAUUAUACUCCGUGAUGAUACUGACGUGGAUCCAAUAAUAGCCCUCCUAAACGCGGACCCCCCCUGGCCCUGCUCCCGCACCAGCUUAUCGGAACUGCUCCAACUGUCGCCCCCCUCCAAGUCCGCCCUGGUAGGCAUGGAGAAGAUCUUCUGCCUGGACCGGGACAUCCAGGACGAGUGGGCUGAGUAUCUUGUUGCUAAGAACGCUACUAUUAAUAACAACACAUCAUGGAACAGAACUGACUACGAGCCGCACCUGUUCCUCAAGUUCUCGGUGACCUUCGACUCCGUGGUGGAAGACGUGAUCCUCACGAGGGAUGCUCUGCAGCAUGUGUUCAACGACUCCGCUGAUGGACGGCUCGGACUCAAGGAGGCCUGGACUUACGCUGUCAAUGCUCUUAAUACUACUGACAGGGAUGUUAUACUGAGGAAACUAUUCACAAAGGUCGACACAGUACUAAACGCGGUCCAGACUCCCCCAACACCUAGUGACGUCCCCCUGAGCUCGCUGUGGGAGCUGUUCUCCAAGUGCAGCCCUGGCUACAUCGACGACGACUGCCGAGCCCUCGGCAGAAAAGCAUGGAAGCACUUCUUCGAAGCCUUCUCCGUCAUCCUGGAGAAUGUAGCUGCUGAUCUCAUGACUUACUUUAAAGAGGCUAAUGAGCCGAACUCGAACCUGCUCCAGCUGGUGGGCUUCACGCGCCGCACGGGGCUGUACAUGCUGUAUGACAAGAUGCCGGAGUUCGUGGGCACGCUGCUCAACUCCUACUGGGACUACGGGUUCAUGAGCCAGGUUCGUCGCGCCUCUCAAUCCCAGUUCUGGGACUGUGAUGCCCUGAUCAAAGCCCUGCAGCCGCCCCCCGGCAGUCCCAUAGACUCCGCCCUUAUUAAGAAGGUGAAGCCCUUCAUCUGCCCUUCGCUGCUACACUGGCUGUCCUUGCCCAGAGGAGAGAACACACUACUAGAUGUCUUCUCUAAACCUCAAUACUUCUUCUUCACUAUGAAAGUAAACAACCUGACUAGCAGGUUCGAAAGCGCAUACACCAAAGCUGUGGACUUGGCCAACUAUCUAACAGAGCUAUCAAAAAAGAACCAAACUCUACUCACAGAGGAAGACAUCAAAAUGAACACCAUUGAAGGGAAACUGGAGAGAACUAUCGACGCAGUAUUAAACUAUAAGAUUAACAUAACCGACCCAUCGUAUAGACUGUUCAAUGAAAUCAACAUGAAACAGUUCUCCGCCAACAUUUACUUAACGAAAAUAGUCAAAAUCAUCAAUAAAUUACACGAAGCAGCUGAAAAAAUGGAAAUAACGGACAUAGGUCUUAGUAAUGAAAACCCAUCAACUCAAGCUGACUUAGAUGUCAUUAAAUAUUUGUACAGACGAAAACCAGCUGACGCUGUGACUAUACACUUUGAUAUAUUAACAGAUUUACUCUGGAAAAAUGAUGGAAACUACACAUUAGCUGAUGCGUUCAAUAAAAUGUGUAAUGAUUUGAAGAAUAAUAAUACUAAGACAUUCUUAGUGACUAUGGAAAAGGCGAGGAGUCAAGUCUGUGUGAAGAAAUAUGGAGAUAUAUACAGAGCAUUACAAGAUAUGGUUGUGGAUGAGUAUGCGGAUGCAAGGAAUAGUCUUGUGAACUUAGUUGAUGUUUUGAAAACUGGAGAUGAAAAUGUGACUGAUGUGUUUGAGUUCUUGGCUACUAGGAAGCAGCUAAUCUCAUCACUGCGGACCUCAACAAAGUACGCUUACGAUCUAACCCUGCCUGUAUACUUGAAGUACCUGCAAUCGAAUAUACAGGGCUAUGACGUCAUACUGACCUUCCUCUCGGGCGAGGACUGGUGGGCCCGGCUCAGGGCCCUGUACAGCGGGCCCCAAGCUGGCAAGUUCUUCGGAUACCUGGAGAACAGUUUUGAUGUAGCUGAAGAUCUGCUGAGCAACUUUGAUGGAAUACAUUUGGUCCGCCUUCUCCACGACAUCGACCUGAACCAGACGGAGUCGUUCUGCGCGCCCAACAUCACUCUGUCCGACUACCUCCCGGACCGCACCGGGCUGCUGUCCGACCUCAAGAGACAGCUCUGUCUGCCCGAUAAUAUAGAGCUUUAUAGAGAGGUGACGCCGCUAUUGUUUGCUGCACAGGGUUUCGAAUCGUCCUUAAAAAUAUCCAAAGACAUUGACUACGAAGCUUUGAAUUCGGAUAUAAAUAAGGUCGAAUCUCGGCUGGCAAACAUCAGGGAGGGACCGAAGUCUCCGCAGCCCCCGGCCUGGGUCACGCCGGAGAGGAUCCAGCAUCUGCGGCAGGUGGCGCUGCAGCUGCUGUCCAAGGAAACCAUCACUAAGAUGGCGUUUGCUGUGCUCAGUAAUGGUGUGGAUGCUGGCACGCUGUUCUUGAAUAAUAGUCAAUGCCUCCUCUGCUCCCAAUUCACGACGUGGUUCAAGCAGCUGAACCUGCAGCUGUUCAAGAAGCAGGAGUACGACAGCCUGCUGUGCCACCUCAGCAGCAUGAGCCUGCAGGACGUGCACCACACGCUGAAGAACGACUUCCACUGGGAUAUGGCCAUCAGAGAGUUAAUAUCGACGCGGAACUACACGAAGUACGAGAUGAACAAGUCUAUCAACGAGUUCCUGGGGCAGGUGAAGGUGCAUCUUCUAGAGGAUAUGAAUGCUAAGACCACGAAGCUGACAGAGUGUCUCACUAGGAAUGUGUCCAGGAAUGAGUUCGGGAAUGCUACGCUUUUCGCCUCAGUACUAGCUCACACAGCGAAAUUGAUCAGAGCACAAAUGCCUCACAUCCAUGAGAUAGACGGAGUCAAAGACAUCCAGUACCUCAAGGAGAUUUCCACAGAGGUCGCCCACAACCUGGACGUCUCCAGACCCUUGAAGGAGUACCUGCUGGAGAAGAAUGACCUGCAUCAACAGCUGAUGGGAGUCGUAGAUCACGAUGUGGUUACUGAAGUAGAGAAUGCUAUGCUAAACAUUCGUAAUGUCCGCAGUGGUUCUCAUACCGUGGAUCAGUAUGUAACUCUGCCUCUCAGUUCCUGGGACGAUAUCUGUAAAAAGACCAACUGCAGUGCUAUUGCCGCUUUUAUAAGGAGCAAUAUCAACAAUACUCUUAUUGAUAAAACGCUGCCAAAACUCCAACUAGAAGAAUUCUGGCGCUUCAACUUCGUGUCCUCAAUCAUCUACCACCUGGAGGGGCUGGUGGGUCACGGCGCGCGGCUGCUGGGGCUGGCCAGCAAGGUGGACGUGGCCGGAGUGCUGGACACCAAGCUGGAGGCGCUGGUGGACACGCUCAUGCUGCUCAUCAAUGACGAGACCCUGGACAGUGUGCUGUACAGCCUUCAAGGUAUAGUGUCAGAGUUACAUCCUCUGCUGGUGGGUACAACACUAGAGCACGACCUAGAAGCGCUGUCGUCGGGGCUGGGCGUGCUGCGGCAACUCAAGAACUACCUGCUGGAGGAGGUCGACCUCAAGAUGGAAGUGUCGCAAGUAUUCCCGGACGCCGAGGACAUGGAGUCAGGUCUGAGCGCGCUGGGCAUCAACAACACCAACUUCUGGUCCAUCGCCGCGCCCCGGAUACACGCCGGGACCAUGCAGCUCAAGCCGUUGCUAUCGUCCAAGCCAGAAGAGAGCCACAUAUCUGCCUUCGUGUGCCAGAGCAGUAGCAUGUCGCGCGUGCUGUCUCCCUCUAACCUGGACGUGGUGGUGGCCGAGGACGUGUUCGCGGCGGUGGCCGAGCAGUUCUGCGGCCUGCCUGACAGCACCGCCAGGCAGAUGCUGCCGGUUCUAUUCCGGAACUUUAACUUUACUAUGGUUGUUGAUAAGGUUGGCAGCAUCCUGCUCACCAAGUUAUACACAGCGUCCAACCUAACCGAAUCCGAGGGCUCGCUAGUGCUAUCAAAGUACCAGCAGAUGGCGGCUCUGCUGCCCGCCAUCCAGGAGAACAUGGGAGGGGUGGGGGAGCUGCUCGCCAACGAGACGCUGUUCCAGAGCCUCAGGGGAUUCUCCUCCGUAGGGAACCUGCUGUCAUCGCCAGACUUCCUGUCGAGUGCAGGCAACAUGUUGUGCGGCAAGCCCUUCGUGAUGAGCACGAACCGCUUCUACAAGAGCAUCGCCGCCACGCCCGACCUCUCCACUGAGCCUGACAAGGCGCAACUAGAAGUCCUGCCCACUGAGUUUUGCCGCUCGCUAUACGUGGACAUCAUCAACGUGGAAGGUGGCAAGAUCCUGUGGAGCUUCGUGAAGCCGCUCAUCAUGGGCAAGAUCCUGUACACGCCGCCCAGCGCCAGCGUCACCAGGAUCAUAGAACAGGCCAACUCAACAUUCGCAACAAUGAUAAAAAUGACAAACUUGGUCCACUCGUUCGCGGCUUCAUUCCCAGCGCUGGGCAAGCUGUCUGACCAUCGCGAAGGUAUAGCAGUACUCCGGCGGGUGAUGACGGAGCCGCAGUUCAGCUCCAUCAGGGCCAUGAUUAUUGGGGAGGGGGAGGAGGGGGCAACGGUACCGGAUGUGGAUGUUGAUGGAUUGUUUGACCAGUUUGGUGAUAUUAACGAUAUAGGCAGCUUACUGUCAAAGGCAUCAGACCUACUGCACUGCAUCAACCUGGACCGGUUUCAACCGUCACCCAGCGAGGACCACCUCAUCCACGAGGCGGCUAGACUCAGCGUCGUUAAUGAAUUCUCUGCUGGCGUGGUAUUCCUGAACAGUGGGGAGCAGGAUGGGUCUCUGUCUAACGUGGAGUACAAGAUCCGCAUGGACAUCGACAACGCGCCCACCACCGAGAAACUCAAGGACUACCUCUGGAUCCCAGGGCCGGAAGCCAGCUUCGUGGAGAACAUGCGCUACUUCCGCGGCUUCGUGCAGAUCCAGGACCUGGUGGACCAGGCCAUUAUCCGGCUGUCCAGCAGAGCUCGCGUCAAGAGAGACCUGCAGGAGGUGGACUGGGCGGUGUACACGCAGCAGACUCCGUACCCCUGCUAUAGGAAGGACUAUUUCCAGACGUCGCUAUACGAGUCCCAGUCCCUGAUCGUGUGCUUCUUCUUCUCGCUGCUGUUCACCGUGGCAUCCGCCGUCAGGUUCAUCGUGUCCGACAAGGAAACUGGAAACACCAUGUUGAUGUCAGUGAUGGGCGUGGACCUGCGCUGGCACAGCCUGUCGUGGUUCGUGUGGUGCGCGCUGGAGAUGGUGGUGACGAGCGUCGCCAUCACGCUGGUGCUGAACCUCGGCCACAUCCUGCCCACCACGGACCCCACGCUGGUGUUCACGCUGAUACUCAUAUUUGGUAUCUCCGUACUUAGUUAUUGCUACAUGAUGUCGAAGCUGUUCACCUCAGCCAGCCUGGCGGCGGUGUGCGCGGCCGUGGUCUACCUCAUCAGCUUCAUGCCCUUCAUCAUCGUGCUGUCGCUGGAGGCUGUGCUCUACAGCUCACUCAAGACUUUCAUCUGCCUCUCCAUGUCGUCAUCCCUGUGCUACGCGUUCCUGUACAUCACGCGCUUCGAGGCCCACGGGUCGGGCGCGGGCUGGGCCCAGCUGUGGGCCGCGCCGGGCGACAGCGAGGAUAUGAGCAUCGGACUGGCUGCCGUCAUGAUGCUGGUGGAUGCCGGGAUCUACUUCAUCAUCGGACUUAUUAUUGAUCGAUAUUUCGGCAUCAAGACCUUGAAGAGCAACAUCACGUACUGCUCGACGACCGGCGAAAAGGCCGGCGUCAGCAUCGUCAACGUGUCCAAGAUAUACGGCGAGCACUCGCGCAAGCCCAAGCUGGCGCUCGACAACGUGUCCAUAGAGCUGCACAAGGGACAGAUCACCACACUACUGGGACACAAUGGGGCUGGCAAGACCACGCUCAUCAACAUCCUGACGGGCAUGCUGCGGCCGUCCCGCGGGCACGUGUGCGUGCGCAGCACACGCGCGCGCGCGCGGCUGGGCGCGUGCCCGCAGCACGACGUGCUGCUGGCGCACGUCACGCCGCGCGAGCACGUCGCGCUCUACGCGCAGCUCAAGAGCGGCAGGAGCGCCCGCCACGUGCGCCCAGAGGUCGACAAGAUGCUAGAGGUAUUAUCCCUGGGCCCGGUGAGUGAUGUCCCGGUGACCCGGCUGUCGGGGGGCACGCGGCGGCGCCUGUGCGUGGCGCUGGCCUUCGUGGGGGACCCGCACCUCGUGUCGCUGGACGAGCCCACCGCUGGGGUUGACCCUGCUGCCAGGAGGGACAUCUGGUCCAUGAUAGUGAAGUUGAAGGAAGACAGGACCAUCCUGCUGACGACACAUCAUCUCGACGAGGCCGAACUGCUCAGCGACCAGAUUGUCAUCAUGCAUAAGGGUCAAGUCCACACAACAGGCUCCCCAAUUGAGAUCAAGCGCACUCUGGGUAACGGGUACAAGCUGACCGUGUCGUACCCCGGACCCAGCGGCGACGAGACCUGGGAGGAGACCAGCCAGGAGGAGCAGACCAAGCAGCUGCUGACCCUCGUGAGGGACGUCGUGAAGAAUGCUAACGUAGUGGACGUCAAUGGGCAGGAGGUCGAGAUUGAUCUGCCGUUCUUUGAUGCUAAUGGACUUAAUAAUAACUUCCUCCAGCUGUGCACAGUCCUGGAGGCCACACAGUCAGCCCUCGGCUUCAAGUCCUACGCCAUGGACUGCAGCAGCCUGGAACAGGUGUUCUUCAACAUCUGCCAGCAAGCUGACGCUCCUCAGAAUGGAAUCGAAUAUGUCCCAGAAGGUCCACCAUCGAAGAGUGGCUCCAGCUCCAGCAUCAGGACAGACCGGGCGCCGCAGCCGCUGCUCCCCGCGGACGGGCCGCUGAAGGGCACCGCCUGGCAACAGUUCCUGGCGCUCAUGCAUGCCAGAUACAUACAUCACAGGAGGAACCACUGGCUGCUGUUCAUGCUGAUCGUGCUGCCGUCGCUGUUCGUGGUGGUGGCGAUGGGGUUCUCGAUGCUGCGGCCGCCCGCGGACAACGAGGUGGCGCUCAAGCUCAACGACCAUCUGUAUAACGGAAGCACCGAGUUCUUAGUAUCUGCACCCUCAAUAUACUCCGAAGACGUGGACCCCUCGUUAGCGCAGCGCGUCCUGCAUUACCUGCAGAUGGACAAACACGGGAGGAACUGGACCGCUCAGGACUCCCCCCACUGCGAGUGCGGGGAGCGGAGUCAGCAGUGUGACGUCACAGCCAACCAGACGCAGUCACUGCCGGAGCUGCUGCUCCUGCCCGAUGUCAACACCCUCAACCACUGGCUCGUCGAUACACAUGAUAUUUAUAUAGAAAAGAGAUACGGCGGCUACUCCGCAGCCCUCAAGAACAACCUGACAGGCCUGAUAGCGUGGUACAACAACAAGGGCCACCACGCGCUGCCCGCGUACCUGAACGCGGUGAACUCGGCGCUACUGCGGGCGCACACACACACACCCGCCGCCAACAUCACCACCUACACACACCCACUCAAGAUCUCCAAAGAACAGAUCAGUAAGGCUACCGUCUACCAGCACAUAGCGGACGCGGGCAUCUCGGGGCUGGUGCUGAUCGCGUACAGCCUGGUGAGCGCGGGCGCGGCCUCGCACCUGGUGGCGGCGCGCCGCAGCCAGGAGAAGCGGCUGCAGCUGCUGUGCGGCGUCAGCCCGCUGCUGUACUGGGCCGCCGCGCUCGUCUGGGACAUGAUGAUAAUAGUGAUAAACAUGUGCAUCACUGCGGCCGUGAUGUCUGCGUUCGGUUUCCCCGUGUUCGUCGCGCGGAACAACCUGCCCGCCAUAUGUAUACUCUUCGUGCUGUACGGUUACGCGUGUGGCUGCUUCGUGCACGUGGCGGAGAAGCUGUUCUCGGAGCCCAGCAUCGCCACCAUGGUGCUGUUCUGCGGGAACGCCUUCGUCGGCCUCUCCUUCAUCGCUAUACUCCUCAUCUUCGACAUCAUCUCCGAGUCUGAGGCCACGGACAACGCCCGCUACGUGUUGCACAAGAUCUUCAUGCUGGCGCCGCAGUUCGCGCUCGGCGACGGCAUGCUGGAAAUCGCCAAGAACACCAUACAAGCACAGGUGCUGAGCAGGUUCGGCAUGGACACGUACCGCGACCCGCUGCACACCAGCCUGGUCCUGCCGCACUACCUGUACCUGCUGGUGGUCGGGACCGCCCUCAUGGCCCUCAACCUUGCCAUCGAGUACGACUGCUUCGAAGUCUUGCUGGCCAGGUUCCGUCCUCACAGCAGCCUGCCGGCCGCUGAGGCGGAGCCGGGCGAGGUCCGCGCGGAGCGGGCGCGGGUGCGGGCCGCGCGGACACAGCUCGACCCCGCGCCGCUCAGGGUCAACACCAUCGGGAACAUCAACAGAGGCUUCAUCCACACGGAGGGCAAGAAGGGCUCUAUCCAGCGCAUCGUGUACCCCGCUAGUGACGUAGCGCAGUGCGAGGGUCUCAGCAAGGUGUACCCCUCACUCACGGGGCCCCGGGUGGCGCUCAGGAAUCUCACUCUGGGGAUACCUUCAGGACAGUGCACUGCGUUAUUGGGUCAGAACGGCGCGGGCAAGUCCACGACGUUUUCGAUGCUGACGGGCGAGCUGCGGCCCACUGCUGGGCGUAUCUACCUCAACAACGAGCUGGUCACCGCCACGCAGCUCUGCAACGGACUCAUCAGCUACUGUCCGCAGUCGGACGCUAUAGACCCGCUCAUGACAGUCACAGAGACCUUACAGUUCUACUGCCGACUACGAGGCAUCACAGAUCAGGAAGAGGUGAUAAGCCGCACAGUGGAGAUGUUCUCCCUGUCCCGCUACGAGGGGGCGCUGGCGGGCACGCUCAGCGGCGGCAACAAGCGCAAGCUCUGCACUGCCAUCGCGUUCAUGGCGCGCACGCCGCUCGUACUGCUGGACGAGCCGACCAGCGGCAUGGACCCAGUGUCCCGCGGCUGCGUGUCCCGCGGCGUGUUGUCCGCGCGCGCGGGCGGGCGCGGCGUGCUGCUGUCCACGCACGCGCUGGCGGACGCGCGCAGACUGGCGCGCAGGGUCGCGCUGCUGCGGGGGGGCGCGCUGGUCGCUCUGGCGCCGCUAGACGAGUGCCUUAACAGGUCAGUGACCAUGGAGACUAUACGCAAAUGUACUGGCAUAGGUAGUUUACAAUAUUAUAUUUCCGUGACUUGAAUUUGCAGCUAUCUUACUUGUUACUGAGAUCAUUGUUCAAGAUUUUGAGUUUGUUCAUUGUUUCGUGACACAGCUUAAGGACAAAAAAUAAGA
Messenger RNA from Trichoplusia ni (cabbage looper), 12671 nucleotides. RefSeq lists its product as uncharacterized. Gene Ontology annotation, molecular function: ATP binding; ATP hydrolysis activity; ABC-type transporter activity. The coding region runs from base 738 to 12578 and encodes 3946 amino acids. Gene Ontology annotation, cellular component: intracellular membrane-bounded organelle; membrane. Gene Ontology annotation, biological process: lipid transport; transmembrane transport. The record is from RefSeq and is a predicted model, not a curated record. Lineage: Eukaryota; Metazoa; Arthropoda; Insecta; Lepidoptera; Noctuidae. The transcript is spliced from 67 exons.